This is a messenger RNA of Vidua macroura (Pin-tailed whydah), 3307 nucleotides long. RefSeq names its product dopamine receptor D1 (gene DRD1). Gene Ontology annotation, molecular function: dopamine neurotransmitter receptor activity, coupled via Gs; G protein-coupled receptor activity. The record is from RefSeq and is a predicted model, not a curated record. The transcript has 2 exons. Gene Ontology annotation, biological process: adenylate cyclase-activating adrenergic receptor signaling pathway; vasodilation; G protein-coupled dopamine receptor signaling pathway. The coding region runs from base 102 to 1463 and encodes 453 amino acids. Gene Ontology annotation, cellular component: plasma membrane. NCBI's taxonomy places the organism in Eukaryota, Metazoa, Chordata, Aves, Passeriformes, Viduidae.
UUUGUAUAUAAGAUUUGCUAUGCAAUUCCAAAACUAAAACAGGAGGAGAGACGGCCCUGCGUCCCAGAGCAAACAGGGAAUCAGAGGUGAAAGGAGAAACAAUGACUUGGAACGAGACCACUAUGGACGGGGAAGGGUUGCUGGUGGAAAGGGACUCCUCUUCCUUUCGGAUCCUCACGGGCUGCUUCCUCUCGCUCCUGAUCCUCUCCACGCUGCUGGGAAACACGCUGGUCUGCGCAGCUGUCAUUCGGUUUCGCCACCUCAGGUCCAAGGUGACCAACUUCUUUGUCAUCUCCUUGGCCGUGUCAGAUCUCUUAGUGGCAGUUUUGGUCAUGCCUUGGAAAGCUGUGGCUGAGAUCGCCGGUUUCUGGCCUUUUGGUUCAUUUUGCAACAUCUGGGUGGCCUUUGAUAUUAUGUGCUCAACAGCCUCCAUCUUAAACCUCUGUGUCAUUAGCGUGGACAGAUACUGGGCCAUCUCCAGCCCAUUUAGGUACGAGAGGAAAAUGACCCCCAAGGCAGCCUUCAUCAUGAUCAGCGUGGCGUGGACUUUGUCCGUGUUGAUCUCCUUCAUCCCAGUGCAGCUGAACUGGCACAAGGCUACAACCACGAGCUUUUUGGACUUCAAUGCCACCUUAGAAGGUGUAAGCAUGGACAACUGUGAUUCUAGCCUAAACAGGAUGUAUGCCAUCUCCUCUUCUCUAAUUAGCUUCUACAUCCCCGUGGCCAUCAUGAUAGUGACCUACACCAGGAUAUACCGGAUUGCUCAGAAGCAAAUCCGGCGCAUCUCGGCUCUGGAGAGAGCAGCAGUGCAUGCCAAGAACUGCCAUAACCCGGGUGGCAACAGGAGCAGCAUGGACUGCCAGCAGCCAGAGAGCAACUUCAAAAUGUCCUUCAAGAGGGAAACAAAGGUGUUAAAGACCCUCUCGGUGAUCAUGGGGGUGUUUGUGUGCUGCUGGUUGCCAUUUUUUGUGUUGAACUGCAUGAUUCCCUUCUGCGAGCCCACCCAGCCGUCCAAGGGAGCAGAGGCUUUCUGCAUUAAUUCCACCACCUUUGAUGUUUUUAUAUGGUUUGGAUGGGCCAAUUCUUCCCUCAACCCCAUCAUUUAUGCCUUCAACGCUGAUUUCCGCAAGGCAUUCUCCACCUUGCUGGGCUGCUACAGGCUCUGCCCCUUGUCUGGCAAUGCCAUCGAGACUGUCAGCAUUAACAACAAUGGGGCUGUGGUUUUUUCCAGCCAACAUGAGCCCAAAGGGUCCAGCCCCAAAGAGUCUAAUCUGGUUUAUCUGAUUCCACACUCCAUUAUCUGCCCGGAAGAAGAACCUCUAAAAAAGGAAGACGAGGAGGGUGAACUGUCAAAGACCUUGGAGAAAAUGUCUCCAGCACUGUCGGGUAUCUUGGAUUAUGAAGCUGAUGUUUCUUUGGAAAAGAUUAAUCCCAUUACACAGAAUGGGCAGCAUAAAACCUGAACAGUAAGGUUUAGUCAGCAAGACCUAAUGGUGUAUAUUGUAAUAAUCUUUUUGGGGAAAAAAAAAAAGAUAUACAAGAUCUUUUUGGUAAGAACCUAAGCUCUAAGGGAGAAAAAUGCACAUUUACACCAAGCCCAGAAUUAAUUUUCCUGGCAUUCAGAGCAAAUUUAACAUUUCAAACAUUUAAAUAAACAGAAAAAGAUACUGGAAAUUGGUUAUAAAAAAGGAUGUUAAACUGUACUGUUCACACUGAGGAAAAAAAUCUACAAAUUUAGAUACAGUGCAGUUACAAAGCAAAUGUUGCUUCUUCUCUGUACAGAGAAACCAAUUUCUAGCUAAAAGUGAGGCAAAAGAUAAGUGUUGAGUAUUUAAAGAUUAAUGUUUACUAGAAGUUAAAAGAUUGCUUUGUCUUGUGAUAGUGGGUGUUAACAGGUCCUAAUUAAUGACUGGGGGAUUGUAAAGGUAGGUAGAUGCCUUCUUAAAAUUAUUUCUGACAAAUAAUUGAGCCUUAUAACGAGAAUGGUUAUUUUUAAAGCUUUGGGAGGUAAUAUGUUGAUACUGGUUUUAUUUAUUUCAUGUUUUAAAUUGAUAUUUUUCAUAUGUUAUAAACAGAUCUAGCUUUAUUUAUGUUAUUUAAGAUGUUUAAAUAAUGGGAUAUUUUUGGAGUGUCAUAACUGCAUUUUGACCAGUCAACCAGUCAGCACUUUAUUACAGGCUCUGAUAGUCUGGAGAGCUGGUGAGGGGAACAGAGGAAUGUUAAGGAGCUCAGCAAGAAAUGAAGGAAUCAAGAGAACUGAUGUUGUGUGGAGUUGGUUUGCUUGUGGGCUUUUUUUUAUUUUUAAGUGGGGUUUCUUUCAAAAGAUAGGACCAGAGUUGACUGAGUUGCGAAUUCUCUUCCCUUACAGAAAUAAAAGAAAUUGCUGCUAUUUAUUUUUAAAAAGUUUCAUGUUACAGAGACUUUGCUAGAAUGUCAAGUUUGUGGAUCUGUAAAUACCUUAAAUAUGACUACAACCUUAAGAAGAAUCCAAUUUGGGAAGGAAAGCUUCUUAGAUAACAAUUCUUAGUAUAUAGUGUUUUGUAUUUAUGUAAGAUAAACAGCUUUCUCAGACUUUUCUUAUUUCAAGUCUUGGAUAUCUUUUCUGAACAAACACACUGGGUUAUAAUGGUAGGAAGGAUGCCAAAACCUUGUUAUCCUGCAGGACCACCUGGACCCUGCUGUCUGUCUGCUCCUCUGUCACAGUCAGAUUUAAAACCUGAGGUCCCUGGUGCUUUUCCCCGGGAGCUGGGAGGACAUUACAGUUUAGUGAUUGCCAUGUCAAUACUCCAAUCGAUAAGGAAUAGUGGCCUCAUUACCAUUUUGGAUUAAAACAUUUCUAAAUACGGGUGGAACUGCAGCCUCCAUCUCGAAAUCCUCCUGUGAACUCCAAAAAAGUUGCCAAUGUUUAAUUAAAAAAUCCUGCUACUUUUCCACUGUCCUUCCCUGCUGCUUUCCCUCUGUAAUGCCAAAAGCAAUCAGUGAGCAUUAGCAACAGGAACGUUGGGUGUUAAUAUUCAGCAGCAUUCAAAGGAGCCCAUUUCUUUUCUAAAUGGGAUAAAAUACCCUUUGGAGCAAAUUUUUCAUAACAUAUAUCAAAACAAAUGUGUUGUCAGAAAAAGAGAACUGAGAGGGAAAAAAAAAUUUAAAGUCUAACAAACUAUAUACAUCCUGCAUCAGGUCUGUGUAUUUAUGUAUUGUGAAUGUUUUCAUAAUUUUAUUGCCUGUAUGCUGCUUUCAUACAUAUAAUAAAAUUAUUUUGUGAACAGAAGGCCAAAUAAAGCAAUCUACAUUGCAUUUGUUAAAUACA